AUGUUUAACAUAAUAUCGGAUGUGGAGCAAUAUUCGGAGUUCCUUCCAUGGUGUUUGGAUUCCACAAUCGUAAAGACUGAUCCUGUAAAGGGCAAGCUUUGCCGUCUUCAAAUAGGGUUUUAUCCAUUCAAGGAAAGCUAUGAUUCUUGGGUUACGAUUGUUCGACCAACCAUGGUUAAGUCAAUCGCCACCAACAGCGACCUAUUUGAAUUCCUGAUUAACGAAUGGAAAAUUAUGCCCGGUUUGCCUGAUAACGAAAAUACGUGCCUAGUCGAACUCCUCGUGGACUUCAAGUUUCGCUCGAGACUGCACUCACGAAUUAGUGGGCUUUUCUUCGAUCAGGUUAUUAACACGAUGGUGGGUGCCUUUAUGUGUCGUGCUACUACUCUUCACGGCAACGGUUCUAUUCCCCAGCAGGCUCCCAAAAUUUUGCAGUACUCAAGAUAA
Rodentolepis nana is the source of this 447-nucleotide messenger RNA. NCBI's taxonomy places the organism in Eukaryota, Metazoa, Platyhelminthes, Cestoda, Cyclophyllidea, Hymenolepididae. The record is from the annotation of a GenBank genome assembly.